AUGUCAACAGAACUGUUAACUUUUGUUACAGUUGUCAUAUACAAAUGCAGCAGUAUGGCUAGCACCUGUGGGGAUUGCUUUACCAUUGACCCCAAGUACCAGUGUGGCUGGUGCAACGAUGACUUCUGCACCACGGAUACCUUCUGUCAGCAGGGGGAUUUCCUUAGGAAGGGAUCAGUGUGUCCCAACCCACAGAUUAGCAGUUUCUCACCAAAGUCGGGGCCCACAGAAGGAGGUACACUUUUGACCAUCCAGGGCAAAAAUUUGGGAACUAAUAUUGAUGAAGUGCAGGUUAACAUAGACAAGGUGAAGUGUAACAUCACAGAACUUCGAGCCCCCGAUAGGUACAUACCUCGUAUCACAGACAUCUCUCCAACGCUGGGACCCUUUGAUGGUGGUACAGCCAUCACCCUGAUAGGUGAACACUUGGAUGCUGGGUACAACAAGUCUGUACUCAUUGGUCAGAAGUAUGUGUGUACAGACAUCAAGAGUAUAAAUGCUACAGCCAUCACUUGUAAGACAUCGCCUAUGACCCAGUUAACUCGACAGCAGAUGGAUGUUUCCAUGAUGAUUGACAGUGCAGUCUUGAAUCCCACAGGGGUGGUUUUCACAUAUGUUGAGAACCCUAAUGUCACAUGGGUGUCCAGGAACGCUGUCAUUAGAAGUGGAGGACUUGAAGUGAAUGUGUCCGGAGAGUAUCUACACCAUGUCCAGUCUCCUGAAAUUGUCAUCUGGUCCAACGGACAUGGCUUUUAUGGUCCAUGCAAGUUCACUCAGUUUCCUGCCACCAACAUCACCUGCAUCUCGCCACUGGUCGAGGAUCUGAAGCCACAUUUUGAUGGCUUUCAAGAGCUGGAGUUUGGAUUUAAAAUGGACAGUGUGAAGCAGGUGGAGCGGCUCAGCAGCCUAGGGAAGAUGAGGGUGUACCCGGACCCAAAGCUAGAAGCCUUCAAGAACGGAGAGAAGAUCCACCAACAGUCUCAUGACAUUUUGUUCAUUGAUGGCCAGUACCUGGCUGCUCUGAAGAACUACGAUGUCCGGGUGUUCAUAGGGAAAGAGCAGUGUGUGGUCAGGUCUGUGGUGACAUCAGUCAUCACAUGUACCCCGCCCCCAUCACAGCCGGCCGCCACUGCUGGAGGUGGAUUUCCAGAAGUUGUUGUGCACAUUGGAGAGAAUCUGACCUUCCCUUUGGGGUAUCUGCACUACGAAAAACAGGAGGAACUCUCACAAGAAGCCAUCAUUGGUAUUGCUGCAGGUGGUGUUGCUGUCUUCCUGUUGGUCACGUGUAUUGUCUGCACUGUCUGCCUCAUCAAGUUCCGCCGCAAUGAUGACAUGAUGAAGAAAAUGAGGAAGGAGAUGGAUCAGCUGGAAUCUAGAGUGGCAAAUGAAUGCAAAGAAGCUUUUGCUGAACUGCAGACGGAUAUGAGUGAGUUGACCAGUGAUCUGUCCGGGGGCAGCUCCAUCCCAUUCUGGGACUAUAGAACUUACUGCAUGAGAGUGCUGUUUCCCCCUGAGUGUAAUGAUCAUCCAGUGAUUCGUGAACUAGAGUUGGACUACAGGCACAGAGAGGACACAGAGCGUGGCUUAAAGUUGUUCUUUAACCUUAUCAGGAACAAAACUUUUCUGCUGAUCUUCAUCCGGACUCUGGAGGCAAACAAGGACUUCAGCAUGAAGGAGAGGGUCAAUGUGGCCUCUUUAAUUUCUGUCAGCUUGCAGACACAGAUGGAGUAUGCUACAGAAAUUCUAAAGACCCUGCUAGCUGAACUCAUAGAGAAAACUAUUGAAAAUCCAAAAGUUCAUCCGAAAAUUUUACUUCGAAGAAAUGAAUCUGUAGCAGAGAAGAUGUUGACAAAUUGGUUUACAUUCCUCUUGUACAAAUUUUUGAAGGAAUGUGCUGGGGAGCCUCUGUUUAUGCUCUAUGGUGCUAUAAAACAGCAGGUGUCCAAAGGUCCGGUGGAUGCUGUGACCAGUGAAGCUCGCUACUCGCUCAGUGAGGACAAGCUCAUCCGACAGCAUAUUAACUAUAAACCAAUGGUGUUGUACGUCAUGGACCUGGAUGUGGACAGAUGCUCCCAGCCCACCCACCCUGUCAAAGUCCUGGACUGUGACACCAUUUCCCAGGUCAAAGAGAAGAUCCUGGAUGCCCUGUACAAGAGUGCCCCAUUUAGUAGCCGACCGCCCAAGGAGGAGCUAGAUCUCGUGUUAUUUGAUCAUCCACCAGAGUGGAUAGUAGGUGACAAGACGCAGCUUCCGCUGAAGAUGUUCCCCAAUAAGGACACCAGGCGGCUGGUGCUCAGUGAUGAGGAUCAUACCACCAAGUCGGAGGGAGACUGCAAACGCCUUAAUACACUCAGCCAUUACAAGGUGCCUGAUGGAGCAUAUGUUGCUCUUCACCCAAAACAAACGUCCAUCUACAACAUGAGUAUCAUGUCUGAGAAAUCUAAAUUUAGUGAUAAUUCAUUUUACAACAGAAGUCCAUCCUUAAAUAGAAGUUUAAGCCCUCCAAAUGUACAUAUAGAUGUCGAGGGGUGCAAGUUCUAUCAUCUAGUUCGUCAUCAAGAUGUGGAGUCGAACAACAAGGAAGGGGACAGGGGUAGCAAGAUGGUCUCUGAGAUUUAUCUCCCUCGGUUACUUGUUACCAAGGGAACACUGCAGACAUUUGUGGAUGAUCUCUUUGAGCGGAUCUUCAGUACAGCCCACAGGGGCAUAGCCCUGCCUCUAGCCAUCAAGUAUAUGUUUGACUUCCUGGACGACCAGGCCCUCCACCACAGCAUGGGCGAUGAGGUGGUGCAUAUCUGGAAAUCCAACAGUCUUCCUUUGCGGUUCUGGGUCAACGUGAUAAAGAACCCCAAUUUUGCCUUUGACAUCUACAAGUCCAACAUUGUGGAUGCAUGUCUGACUGUGAUAGGGCAGACCUUCAUGGACAGCUGCUCCACGCUGGAGCACAAACUAACCAAGGACUCCCCCUCGGGUAAACUCCUGUAUGCCAAAGACAUCCCUAAGUACAAGCAGUGGGUAGCCAGGUACUACCAGGAUAUCAAGAUCAUGCCAGCCAUCAGUGACCAGGAUAUGACUGCCAUGCUGGCGGAGGAGUCCCGGACACACCAGAAUGAAUUCAACACAAAUGCUGCCUUGUUGGAGUUGUACAAAUAUGUAAACAAGCAUUAUGAAGACAUUAUGAAUGCCCUAGAGGAUGAUGAGUUUGCCAGAAGGAAUCGUCUCACCAGCAAGUUGGAGCAAGUUGCGGCUGCCAUGGAUGGGACCACUGUCUGCUGA
This is a messenger RNA of Candidula unifasciata, 3276 nucleotides long. NCBI's taxonomy places the organism in Eukaryota, Metazoa, Mollusca, Gastropoda, Stylommatophora, Geomitridae. The record is from the annotation of a GenBank genome assembly.